This is a messenger RNA of Aphanomyces astaci, 1232 nucleotides long. RefSeq lists its product as hypothetical. Bases 14 to 1045 code for a protein of 343 amino acids. Gene Ontology annotation, biological process: regulation of ARF protein signal transduction. The transcript is spliced from 7 exons. NCBI's taxonomy places the organism in Eukaryota, Oomycota, Saprolegniomycetes, Saprolegniales, Verrucalvaceae. Gene Ontology annotation, molecular function: guanyl-nucleotide exchange factor activity. The record is from RefSeq and is a predicted model, not a curated record.
GUUCACCCGAGAAAUGAAUGAGAGAGGAUGUAUUGAGCAGCAGAAUGGAAAUAGGAUUCCCAUGGAGACUUCCUCCGCCUUCCUCGAUACAUCGGAUGCACGCAGCAUGCUGCAGUCGAUCCCUUUGGACAUCGUAUUACCAGGUUGCUAUAAACCAAGCUGCAAUCGCGUGGAAUGUGACGUGGCGACUGCUCUGACCAGUGUGAUGGACGGCGUGGAUGUGUUGCUGAUGCAAGGCAUCGCCAAGUUUAACAUGUGUGCCGUCGACGGCAUUCGAUUCUGCACGGACCACCUUGUGGUGGACAAGUCGCCUCAAAGCGUCGCGUCGUUCCUUUUUGAGCAUAAUGGCAAACUGGACAAAGCAGAGAUAGGGGCGUACUUGGGCCGGUCCCCGUGGUUCCAACAUGGCUUUUGCGUUCAAGUGUUGGCGGCGUUCGUCGAGUUGCUCGACUUUACCGACCUUGUCGUGGACGAAGCCAUUCGAAAAUUCCUCGCGUACUUUCGACUGCCAGGGGAAGCUCAACAGAUCGCCCGAGUCCUGGACGCGUUCGCGUUUAGGUACCACGCGACCAACCCCACAGUGUUUUCAUCCAGAGAUGUCGCCUUCAUGGCGGCGUAUUCGAUCAUGAUGCUUCAAACGGAUUUGCACAACCCACGCAUUCCCGUGGACAAGAAAAUGUCGAAAGCAAUGUUCGUACGGUGCAACCAGGACGUCUACGGCGGCGGCUCCGACCUCGCCCCCGACGGCUUUUUAGGAGGCAUCUACGAUCGCAUCCAAGAGCGCUCGUUGGAUCGGAAGGACGGAAGUCCGGGGUCGGCAGCUUGCGCGAAGUGCCACUCGCCGUUGCCAGCCGCCGACGACCUCGCCGUGUUUUCGACAGUGGUCGUGGACAACGGGGACUUUUGCGAAGUGCUCGACUCAUGGUCAGUCGUGAAACACGUGACGUUGUGCGGGUCAUGCUGGAGCCACAUGUACCAGUGCCAUGACGUGGCUUUCGGGUUUUGCAACAUUGGCCCAACGUCGUCCGAGUGUGGCGGCAGCUAGAGGUGGUUCCAGCUAAAUCAACCACGACGAUGCCAAGAGGUCGACUGUAGAAACGACGUGAAAAUCGUUCCAAGGCAAUGAUGUUCGUAGUUACAUAGUUGAGUUGAUUGUGAGCUCAAGAGUUGGCACUUGCAGUUGGCUGGAGACUGGUGACCUCCCUCGCUGACAUGUAGGCCUAGCAAUCCAA